Bemisia tabaci is the source of this 1766-nucleotide messenger RNA. RefSeq lists its product as uncharacterized. The record is from RefSeq and is a predicted model, not a curated record. Lineage: Eukaryota; Metazoa; Arthropoda; Insecta; Hemiptera; Aleyrodidae.
UGCGAUACGCCGCGGAAUCAGUCGCUUUCGUUGAGUGAAAAGGAAUCCACCGAAAAACGCGGGUUUCAGAUUUUCCAAGAUUUCGGUUCAAAUUUGUGUUUGAUUUUGAGUGGAUUUCGAGCCGGGAUGAAAUUAGUUCCGUUUCUGGCCGUCGCAGCGCUGGCGGUAAGCGCCGAGUGUCUGUCGCUCUUUGACCCGUCGCCGUCGUUCGAUUUUUCGCCGGAAUUGAUCUCACCAGACUCCUCAGAGGAAUGGGCCGCGCCCGCGGUCGACUCCUCAGAGGAAUGGGCCGCGCCCGCGGUCGAUUCCUCCGAGGAAGUUCCGGAUUUGACCCCCGAUGAAGAAAUCCCUUCGGACUUGGUUUUUUUUCGCAGGGGCUCCGUUUUCAGGGCCGCAGCGCAUAGGAUGCCCUCCCUUAGGAUGCCUCGGCCACCCUUAAGGAGAGUCAUCAUGGUGUCGGUGGAGCCCUCCCAUGACGAGGACCAGUUUGAGUCCGAUGAAGAUGCGAGCCUCCCCUCACCGCCAGCGAACCAACGUCCCUGGUCAGUCCCUAGGCACAGGUGGCCGGUCACGGAUCUCUCGGCGGAAGAACCGAGUCCUUUCGUUUUCCCAACGGUCCCGAGAGAGCAUUUCGACUGGCCUGAAUCUGUGGAACAAGCGUCGGACGAGUUAUCUGUUGGGUCUGAAUAUGUGAAAUUGAAGAACCUGCGGAAACUCAUAGCAUCGCGCCUGGCCGAUGGUAGGUCGCCCCGCAGGGCGCCCGCAGAGUGGCCGCAAGAGCAUCUGAAGUGGCCGCGAGAGGUAGAGACGCCCAAAAAACCCGCCAUCAUGCGCCCAGUUACCCGUGUCUCCACGCCCUCGCCCUUUGAGCGUGGUCUCGAGGAUCUGACGAGAGAGCUCAAAAAGGCUGAACAGGAAAAGGAAUUGGAUCGAGAAGUCGAUGCUAUCGAAUACAAGUACCACCCUAACGUUGUCCAGAUUGUUUGAGACGUCAAUACGAGAGAUAACGCAAGAGUUCUUCAAAGGUAGAGUAUGGCCCCUGGAAUAUCAAUUUCCGAUUGGCUUUAGUGGCGUGGCGUGAUAUGCAGUAUAUCGAUUGAUCUGGCAUUUAAACCCACGGAAAAGGAUCGAUUGAUAGGGUGUUCGCAACGAACACCUUAAUCAUCGAUUCUUUACCAUAGCUUCAAAUGGGGAAAAAUAGAUUUUUGAUCAUUCACGCCUCGCCACUGAGGCUCAGUCGUCUGGAGCCUAUGAGGCUUCAAAAAAAUGACGAUUAUAGUAUGUGGGGGAUUAAAAAGUGGAGAUAAUGAGGUUUAAUUUGCUUUUCGUACCAAGAACUUAACUCAAAUCAAGCUGUUAGGCAUAUUUACUCAAUUUUGAGACCAUUUCUGUGCAUUAUACAAAUAUUUUGAAAAUAUGUUGUAUUCAAAGUUUCUCGACGUUUAUUUUUUAUUAGUGAUAUGUAUGGAAUUAGCAAGCAGUAGGUAGAAUUUGUGCAAAAAUUAAGCGGUAUUUGUUGAGUUCAUCACAAACGGCUCCGAAAAUUCUAACUUUUGAAUUUAGAGUCAAAUGAAAUAUUUUGGUCUAUAUGUUUUUCUUUCACAAAUUGUCAACCUAUGUCACAUUAUUGUAUUGGAGACAGGCUAUAAAGUCAUUUACCUUCCUACAUACUCUUCUGAAACUUAUGAAAAAGUGCAAUCUAUUACUAAUAUGUUAUAAUAAACGAUUUUUCAUUACAGUGACAACACACUGUCAUAACAUUAACA